GAGAAUGUGGGGAUACUGCCAAUAGGAACGUAUCUCAGAGGUUGAGAUUUCCGGACAGAAUUUGGGGACGGAUCUGGUCAUUGACGUCACAUCCCGUCCCAUGGCCGCUGCCGAGAGACAUGACAUUUGUCCCAUUUGUCCACUGUCUAAUGUUUAUCCAAACCCGAGAUAUCUUGGCCCACAGAUGUAAGAAUUAACUGCACAGCUAAUACCAAGCUCAUAAGAAAAACAUAGGUAUUAAUUUGCCCAAGUCAUGAUGAGACCUGUAAUUUAUCUUAAGAUCUGAAGUGGUCAACUAGCGUUUACGUGGGCAGUGCUAAGUAGCAGACUGGAAGAGAAAGUAUGGCAGCUUCAAGAACUGGACGCCUGCUCUUAGCCCGACUGCUCGGGACAUCUACGAAACAACUUGUUUGGGCAUCUGCUUCACCCUUUUGGUCUGUUCCUCGCAGGGGAUAUUGGCGACCUGGUCAACCCAGGGAGAGAAAAUGGUUAUGGCAAAGGAUUAACUUUGAUUUCGCUAAAGGGGUAGAUGGAGUGCGGAAAAACGUGGGACUGUUAAAAGAUGAGUUUCUGCAGCGCUGGGUCGGACCUGAAGGCAAGCCUCUUCUUGAGCACAUGUUAGAGCAGACGCGGGUGUUGUGGGAAUUUCGUGGACCAGAGAGCCUGAAUCAGUGGCUUGUUUCCUCUGAUCGGGAAAUUGGUGGUCGCAGCGAGGUCUAUCUGAAACUGGGUAGAAACAACAAUACCUGUCUUCUGUACGGCACGCUAUGCUCUGCCCCGCCAAGGGAUGGAGAAACUCGCUACAGUGGGUACUGCACGAUGCGCUCAGAGCAGCUUCGUGCCUCGUUUGAUAGGAAGAAACACCACGACGUGUCCAACUUUAACACGUUACAUUUGCGUGUACGUGGUGACGGGCGACCUUGGAUGAUAAACAUCGGAGUAGAGAACUACUUCCACCAUCAGAGAGAUGACAUCUAUAGCUAUUUUCUAUAUACACGCGGGGGCCCAUACUGGCAAGAUGUCAAGAUCCCAUUUUCUAAGUUUUUCCUGGCCACCCGUGGGAGAAUACAGGACGAUCAACACUGUCUUCUACUAGACAAAAUGAACACCAUUGGAUUCACACUUGGGGACAAAGCAGACGGGCCAUUCCAGCUGGAGAUUGAUUUCAUUGGAGUGUGUAACGACCCUGCCCACACUGAGGACUUUGCUUAUGAGGUUUAUAAGAGAAAUCCAGAAGUGUGACAGGCAUCGCACAGAUCAUUAUAUCACACCAUCUUAAAUAUCCGACUGUUGUAAAUUAUAUUACAGUAUUGUCCAGAAAACAGACAAAGCAUAAUAAUUCCAUCUAGCUAUUUAAUGAAACCAUUUUCAUAAUAAAAGCACUGAAUUUGAAAAAAAGUUUUUUUUUCCCCUCUCCCAAUGUAGGCCAUUCCUUAUCUAAGACUCAGUUUCAAUAGCAAUAGUUUUAAAAACAAAAAUAGAAAGUUUUUUUUU
Molecule: messenger RNA, 1494 nt
Organism: Alosa sapidissima (American shad)
Lineage: Eukaryota; Metazoa; Chordata; Actinopteri; Clupeiformes; Clupeidae
Gene: ndufaf1
Product: NADH:ubiquinone oxidoreductase complex assembly factor 1
Exons: 5
Coding region: 343-1242 (299 amino acids)
Biological process (GO): mitochondrial electron transport, NADH to ubiquinone; mitochondrial respiratory chain complex I assembly
Cellular component (GO): mitochondrion
Source: RefSeq, a predicted model, not a curated record